UAAAAAUGUCAUAAACGUCAUUCGGUGAAAAUGGUCGCUUUUUCACGCGUUGGUUCAGUUUUUCUUGAGAAAAUCCAUAAAAAUAGCGUCUCCUGGUAAAUACGGGCAUUUUUUCGUUAAUUAUCGAUAUUUCAAAUAAUCGCGAGUGCUUUAGUUUAUGAAUUAUAGUUUAAUCCGAUAAUUGAAGUGAAAAUCGAGUUUGGAAUAUGUGCGCGUAAAAAAUUUGCAUUGGUGAAAAGUGCUUAUUGUGGAAAUGCAUAAAAUUUCGUGGGACGAGAAUUUAUUUUCAAUUAAAUACAGUUUAGUUUAACGUGGAUAAGACCAAAUUAAUAUUAAGUGUAGAAGUGCUAGAUAAGAACAAAGAUGGAGUUUUCGCAACCUCCACCAGAUCCAAUGGGAGGCGGAAGCUAUGCCAACCCUCCCCCAAUCAAUCGUAUUCUGAGCUAUCAGAAUCCACAAUCGCAGAAGCCCCAGCAUAACUUUUACCACCACCGGCCGUAUCACCACUUCAAUGGUUUUCGUGGUGGGCUUCCCAUGACGCAGGAUGAUUUUGAUGGGAAACGGCUUCGGAAAUCGGUGAUGCGAAAAACAGUCGAUUACAAUGCAUCGAUCAUCAAAGCGCUGGAGACUCGCACUUGGACAAGAGAUUACCGAGAUCGACGCGCCCUUCAGCCGGAGAAUAUCUACAUACCGGAACUGCUGCCACCGCCAAGCUACAUGGACAACCCUACUAAUGCAGUCACGACCCGUUUCGUCAAAACAGCCACCAAUAAAAUGCGUUGUCCUAUUUUCACCCUUGCAUGGACUCCGGAAGGGCGUCGUCUCGUAACGGGUGCCAGUUCCGGCGAAUUCACACUUUGGAAUGGACUUACUUUCAACUUUGAGACUAUUCUACAGGCCCAUGAUGUCUCUGUGCGGACGAUGGUGUGGUCUCACAACGACAACUGGAUGGUGACGGGUGACCACAGUGGUUAUGUCAAAUACUGGCAAUCGAACAUGAACAACGUAAAAAUGUUCCAGGCGCAUAAAGAACCCAUCCGUGGAAUCAGCUUUAGCCCGUCGGAUGCCAAAUUUGCCAGCUGUAGCGAUGAUGGUACGGUACGUGUCUGGGAUUUCCUCCGAUGCCAGGAGGAACGUGUUCUGAGAGGUCAUGGUGCUGAUGUAAAAUGUGUCCACUGGCAUCCGCAAAAAGCGUUAAUCGUAUCCGGAAGUAAGGAUAAUCAACAGCCAAUCAAAAUCUGGGAUCCAAAAAGUAAUGUAGCGUUAGCUACUUUGCAUGCUCACAAAUCGACUGUUAUGGAUUUGAAGUGGAACGACAAUGGUAAUUGGUUGGUCACAGCUUCGCGAGAUCAUUUGCUAAAGCUGUUCGAUUUGCGAAACCUCAGCGAGGAGGUGCAAAUCUUCCGAGGUCACAAGAAGGAAGCCAGCGCCGUAUCGUGGCAUCCGAUUCACGAGGGCUUGUUUGCUUCAGGUGGAUCCGACGGAUCAAUUCUGUUCUGGAACGUUGGCACUGAUAAAGAAGUGGGUGGAAUCGACAAUGCCCACGAGAGCAUAGUGUGGACGUUAGCGUGGCAUCCUCUAGGUCAUAUUUUAUGUUCCGGAUCGAAUGACCACACAAUCAAAUUUUGGACCAGAAAUCGGCCCGGUGAUCAAAUGCGAGACAAAUACAAUCUCAACACGCUGCCGGCCAGUUUGGCUGGUUUGGAUGAAUGCGAGCUGGACGACCACGUGGUCAUUCCGGGUAUGGGACCUGAGGACAAAAUCGACAUCGCCGAUAGUUUAGGAACCAACAACAAUGGCGUCAUUCCCGGUCUGGACUUCGCCAACGUAACGAAUUUCAACGAAAAGAUGAGGGAAAAGAAAAUUCCGUACAGCAAGCCGAUUCCGCGUAAUUUCCAGGCCCAAUGGAAUGAAGCCAGCAAGUACGAAGAACAUCGCGAAACGUCGGAAGAAAUCAAAGAAGUCAUAUCGCAAAUCGCCGAAAGUACUCCGGGAAUAUUACCGAUCAAAAAGAUGGCACCUUCUGCGGUCAUCCUGUAUGAUCGAGUUAUACCCAUUUUACCUGAUUCCGAUUUGGAAGCCGUUAUACUUGAAGGCCCCACGUCUUUGAAUAGGUUCAUCCUUAUGGGAAGGAUCCCGGAGCUUCAAGAUAUGAUACCGCCUAUCGACGAAGAUGAUUUCAAUAAUUUGGACAACUCCAGAAUAAAGAUGGAAAUCGAUCCAACAUUCAUCUACAACAAAACGACCGUGAUCGAACCUUCGGAACCUCCGGAAGCAACUGAACCGCUGCUCUCGUCCACAUCGUUGAUGAAACGAAGAACUCCACCUCCACCUGCUCCAGAUCCAACUGCGGGUAUCCCGUCACUAUUACAGCUGGACAUAUUCCCUCCGCCAGAUAUAAAGUUCAGUACGGAUGAAGUCGAAGACGAAAUGGCGCUACGGAAUAGUAAGAAAGGUAGAGAACGGGAGAAGCAGAAGGAAAAGGAACGCCGGGAACAGGAAGAGGAGAAAAAGUUCUGGGCUGAACAUAAUGAGAAGAACUGGGACGAAGAAGAUAUGGGAAACGGUGAUUACCCAUCUUCCAGGAGGUCCCCUAUCGAGAGUCAUAACACAAAUAGUAACGGACAAUGGACCACAUCAAAAUAUAGUACGCUCGAUGACGAUGGUACCGGCCUGGGAGGAAACUCGUGGGAAUUGGAAGCCGAUCGCCAUUCUACAUUGGGCGGUGAUACAAGCAAAGAUAACAACAGCAGGGACGGUUUUGGGUUUGGUAGCCAACAGGCAAAUUCCAAUUUCAAUCCUGCUCCUCCGAACUUCGGCGCUCCAAACAAUUUUUCUUCCGCAAACUUCAAUUCAGGUCCGAAUACUUUUGGGCCAGGUGGACCGAACAAUUUCAACCACAGGCCGAACAGUUUCAACUCCGGUCCAAACACGUUCGGUGGUGGUCAAGGGCCAAAUACGUUCGGGCCUGGCCCCAACAACUUCAACCCAAACAACUUCAACCCCAACGUCCCUCCAGGCAUGCCGCCUAACUUCAACUCAGGACCGCCCCCUAAUUUCAACUCUGGGCCACCGCCGGGCAACUUCAACUUCAACGGUCCGCCACCCGGUGGUUUCAACAAUAACUUCGGCUCUGGUCCUCCGCCGAACAAUUUCAACAAUUUUGGUAACAACGGUGGCAAUUUCGGUCCGGAUCACGGAGGCAACAAUGACGACGGUGGGUGGAAUAGUAACAACCGGGGUGGUAACCGCAACAGAAGCAACAUGAGAGGUGGCCGAGGUAAUCAACGAGGGGGGUUCCGAGGUGGUAAUCGAAGGAACUGAGUCGCGUAGUAAAUUAGUAUUAUGCGUGAUAGCUACUGUUUGGUUUCUUUACAAUUGGUUUGUACAGCUCAGUUUUCUGCGGUUUUUGGUAACCAUUAACCUGCUAUUGAGACUAUAAUAGUUAAUAUAAAUAAGUGCGAAGCCUGAGUGCGUGCGUGAAGAAGCGUUGUAUAAAUACCUUAUGAGUCAGUCUGUGGGAUAGUGCGUAGCUUUAAUAUAUUGAAAAAAAAAAAUCAAUGAAUGUCCGAAGGAAUCCAAAACUUAAGCUGUUAGAAUUUUGAAUAAACCACAAUAUUGAAAGUAA
Messenger RNA from Armigeres subalbatus, 3628 nucleotides. RefSeq names its product pre-mRNA 3' end processing protein WDR33 (gene Wdr33). Lineage: Eukaryota; Metazoa; Arthropoda; Insecta; Diptera; Culicidae. Gene Ontology annotation, molecular function: protein binding. Gene Ontology annotation, cellular component: mRNA cleavage and polyadenylation specificity factor complex. Bases 364 to 3324 code for a protein of 986 amino acids. The record is from RefSeq and is a predicted model, not a curated record. The transcript has 8 exons.